Molecule: messenger RNA, 953 nt
Organism: Hypoxylon fragiforme
Lineage: Eukaryota; Fungi; Ascomycota; Sordariomycetes; Xylariales; Hypoxylaceae
Exons: 1
Coding region: 162-947 (261 amino acids)
Source: RefSeq, a predicted model, not a curated record
UCCAUAACAGUCCGUGAGAAUGGCUACAAUCCAUAUCAUCUGAAAAUGCGAGUGUUGGGUUUAUAGAAGGGAUGGUUCCAUCACGCCUAUAUAGACUGUGAGUCAGUGAAAAAAAAAAAAAAACCACCACCACCGUGGGCCGUAUCACGGAAGCCACUGACAUGGAAAAGAUACAAAGGUUGGUUCAUCCUGUUUUCAAAAAGAAGCGCCAUAGAACCGACAACUCAGGCUUCACGGGAGACCAGGCCGGGGCGGAUUUAGCAACUAGUCAACAGGGGAACGAACUACAACCUACCAUGAGAACGGGAGACAUCGACAUAGCGCCAAUGAACUUCACGCCCCAGAGCCAGGGCCGAGACGCAACACUUGCCUUUAUGAACUCGGGCUAUGCAGAUCACCUAAUACAGCUUCUAGACGACCAGGAUCGCGCCGAAAGACUCCUACACGAAGGGCCACAGACUAAAGGCACGCAGGAAGUCCAGCACAUCCUCCGCGAGCCGACCUUGGGAUCUCUUGAAAAGUUCAACGAUAUUCGCCGACAAGCUGAAAUCAACAAAAAAUACGGCUUCCCCGGGGAAGUAGUGUUCAACUUCAGUAGAACCGUGGGUUGGAACAAGUCUAAAGCCGCUGCAAGUACUCCUCUCCAGCUCAGGGGCCACCGCAAUGUCAGGAAGAGAGGGUGUAAGUACGUUCCCCGUACACCCCAUACCCCUAUCGACUGGCUUGACCUCGGGAGGUCUACAACCCCUGCAAGUAACAACGGCCAGCCCCUGACUCCCGAGAUAGAGCCACCAUUUAAUCCCUGGAGCUCUCACAACAGGUCACUAGACCUCGACUUAUACGAGGCAUCGUGGGUGGAGGAGGAAGCAAGAAUCAUGGCAAUCACCAAGUUGCCACUUAGAACGGUCCGCAUGAUCCACACAAUCCCUCCCGAAAGGGGUAAUUGACAUCCU